UCUGGACCAAGAGGAACCAGAGUCACUACAGAUUAAAGAGGAGCAGGAGGAAAUCUGCACCAGUCAUGAGGAAGAACAGCUUGAAGUGAAGCAGGAGGCUGACACAUUAAUGUUGACUCCUGAAAAUGAGGAAAGUGACCACAUGGAACCAGGAAGAAAUGAGGAAGAUGUGGAUCUUCAGCACAGACUCCAUAUGAAGUGGGGCCCUGUAAUAAAGUUACAGAGGACAGAGCUUCCACAACUGCAUGUCUGUCAAGAGGAGGAGGUUCUCACUGAGCAGCAGCAUCAGCAGCAGCGUAACCAGGAGAGGAACUCCAGUCUGGACCAAGAGGAACCAGAGUUGCUACAGAGUAAAGAGGAGCAGGAGACGAUCUGCACCAGUCGUGAGGGAGAACAGCUUGAAGUGAAGCAGGAGGCUGAUACAUUAUUGUUGACUCCUGAUAAUGAGGAAAGUGACCACAUGGAACCAGAACCAGACAGUGACCACCAGCUCCUCUCUCACAGCUCUCCUGUAGCUCAGAGUCAAGAUCAGACAGGAAGUCACCAUGUUGACUCUUUGUCUAAUGGAAGUGAGAGACGUAACAGGAACAAAGUAGAGAAAUGUGACACAUCAAAGAUUGAGUCUGAAACACACAGAGGUAAAAAGUCUUUUAAAUGUGACACUUGUGGCAAAAGUUUUGUUUCUAAGUCUAGACUGAUUAUACAUAUGAAAGUCCACAAAGGAGAGAAACCUUUUUCAUGCACAACUUGUGGAAAAUGUUUUAUUUCAAGUAAGGACUUGAUAGUCCAUGAAAGAAUUCACUCUGGUGAAAGGCCAUAUUCCUGUAAAACAUGUGGAAGGAGUUUUGGUCGAAGUUCUCAUUUGAUAAGACAUGAAAGAAUUCACACAGAUGAGAGGCCACAUUCCUGUAAAAUAUGUGGAAAGUGUUUUAUUCAAAGCUCAAAUUUGAUAGUCCAUGAAAGAAUUCACUCUGGUGAAAAGCCAUAUUCCUGUAAAAUAUGUGGAAAGUGUUUUAUUCAGAGGGGGAAUUUGGUAGAACAUGAAAGAACUCACACUGGUGAGAAGCCACAUUCCUGUAAAACAUGUGGAAGGACUUUUUGUCAAAGUUCAGAUUUGAUGAGACAUGAAAGAAUUCACACAGAUGAGAGGCCACAUUUUUGUAAAAUAUGUGGAAAGGGUUUUAUGCAAAGGUCCCAUUUGAUAGUCCAUGAAAGAAUUCACUCUGGCGAGAAGCCACAUUCCUGUAAAACAUGUGGAAAGUGUUUUAGUCAGAGGGGGAGUUUGGUAGAACAUCAAAGAACUCACACUGGCGAGAAGCCACAUUCUUGUAAAAUUUGUGGUAAGGGUUUUAUUCAAAGCUCGCAUUUGAUAGUCCAUCAAAGAAUUCACUCUGGUGAAAAGCCAUAUUCCUGUAAAAUAUGUGGAAAGGGUUUUAUUCAGAAGGGGAAUUUGGUAGAACAUGAAAGAACUCACACUGGUGAGAAGCCACAUUUCUGUAAAACAUGUGGAAGGACUUUUCGUCAAAGUUCGGAUUUGAAAAGACAUGAAAAAAUUCACACAGAUAAGAGGCCGCAUUCCUGUAAAAUAUGUGGUAAGGGUUCUGUUAAGAGGUGGGGUUUGGUAGUACAUGAAAGAGCGCACACCGGUGAGAAGCCAUUUUCCUGUAAAACAUGUGGAAAGUGUUAUAAUCGAAAGGCGAGUUUGACAGUCCAUGAAAGAACACACACAGGCAAGAAGCCAUAAACCUGUACAACACAUGGAAAGUGUUUCAGUCAAGGUUUGUCUUUGGUACAACAUAAUAAAAUAUCAUGGAGGUGAGAAGUCA
Molecule: messenger RNA, 1826 nt
Organism: Solea senegalensis (Senegalese sole)
Lineage: Eukaryota; Metazoa; Chordata; Actinopteri; Pleuronectiformes; Soleidae
Product: zinc finger protein OZF-like
Exons: 2
Coding region: 110-1744 (544 amino acids)
Biological process (GO): regulation of transcription by RNA polymerase II
Molecular function (GO): DNA-binding transcription factor activity, RNA polymerase II-specific; RNA polymerase II cis-regulatory region sequence-specific DNA binding
Source: RefSeq, a predicted model, not a curated record